This is a messenger RNA of Erigeron canadensis, 2612 nucleotides long. RefSeq names its product protein CASP. The record is from RefSeq and is a predicted model, not a curated record. Gene Ontology annotation, cellular component: Golgi membrane. The transcript has 19 exons. Gene Ontology annotation, biological process: intra-Golgi vesicle-mediated transport. Bases 274 to 2361 code for a protein of 695 amino acids. NCBI's taxonomy places the organism in Eukaryota, Viridiplantae, Streptophyta, Magnoliopsida, Asterales, Asteraceae.
UUGAAGAACAAAAGAAAACGGGUAAACAAAGUCCGAGAGAUCCAGAGACACAGAGUGAUCGCCGAGAUCCCAUCCCAUUUCAGUUCAGACAGAUUUAUAUAUUUAAUGGACACAUUCUGAUUCUGAUGAUUAUAUCAUCUCACAAUCACAAUAAUAAUAAUAAUAAUCAUAUUCUUACACUUCUCAAAAAUCAUUAACUGAGAUCUAUCCUAUUCUAUUAUUAUUACAUAUAAACCCCUAAUUAUAUUGGAGUUGAAUUAGUAACAGUAAUCAAUGGAAGGAUCUCAACAACAACAACAACAACAACAAGAAGCAAGGGAUAAUAAUAAUAAUAAUUCAUCAUCAGCAGCAGCUGCAGCACCUAUUCCUUCUGUUGCUAAUUUCUGGAGAGAGUUCGAUUUAGAGAAAGAAAGGAGCAUAUUAGAUGAGCAAGGGCUUAGAAUUGCUGAAAAUCAGGAAAACAGCCAGAAGAACCGCAGGAAACUUGCAGAGAGCACCAGAGAUUUUAAGAAAGCACCAGCAGAAGAAAAGCCAAACUUGUUCAAUUCGUUACUUAGGGGUUAUCAAGAAGAGGUUGACAAUCUUACUAAACGGGCCAAAUUCGGCGAAAAUGCUUUUCUUAACAUAUACCAGAAACUUUACGAGGCUCCAGAUCCUUAUCCUGUUGUUGCUUCAGUUGCUGAGAAAGAUUCAAAAAUAUCUGAUUUAGAGUCAGAAAACAGAAAGAUGAAGGUUGAACUUGAGGAGUUCAGAACAGAAGCUACUCACCUGAAAAAUCAACAAGCAACAAUACGACGGCUAGAGGACCGUACCCGGCAAUUGGAACAACAGAUGGAGGAAAAAGUAAAGGAGAUUGUGGAGAUGAAGCAACGCAGCUUGGCAGAAGAAAAUCAGAAAACUAUGGAGGUUUUAAAAGAAAGAGAGCAACUAUUACAGGAUCAACUGCGACAGGCCCAGGAUAGUGUUUCUAAUAUGCAGAAAUUACAUGAACUUGCACAGAGCAAAUUGUUUGAGUACCAUGCUCAAUCAGAGGAAGAUACAGCAGCCAAGCAGACGGAGGUGAAUCUUCUGAUGGAUGAAGUUGAAAGGGCUCAGACUCGCCUGCUGAGUCUAGAGAGGGAGAAGGGAGCUCUUCAAUCACAACUACAAACUGCAAAUGAAGACAAUGAUACCAAAAGAAGUGAUGAUGCCGAUUCAAAUAGCAUCCUGGAAAAUUCUUUGAGUGCCAAAGAAAAGAUCAUCUCCGAACUAAAUACUGAACUUCACCGUAUCGAAACUACCUUAGCCAAUGAACGAGAGCAACAUAUCAAUGAAAUCAAGAAGUUGAAUGCACUACUCAAUGAAAAGGAAAUUGCGCUUCAGGAAAUUAGGAAAGAGCUCCAGGAAAGGCCAACCGAAAAGUUAGUUGACGAUCUGCGCAAGAAAGUUCAGAUUUUGCAGGCAGUCGGUUACAACUCAAUUGAGGCUGAAGAUUGGGAGGUUGCUACUACUGGUGAGGAGAUGAGCAAACUUGAGUCUCUACUUCUUGAUAAAAAUCGUAAAAUGGAGCAUCAACUGACACAGUUAAAGGUCCAACUCUCUGAAAAAACUUCUUUGGCAGAAACAUCUGAAAGCAAGAUAUUAGAACUUACAUCAAAGAUCAACGAGCAACAAAAGCUUAUACAGAAGUUAGAAGAUGAUAUAUUAAAGGGUUACAAUUCCAAAGAUCGUAAAGGAAGUAUGUUUGAGGAUUGGGAUCUUUCAGAGACUGGUGGAAAGGAUUUUUCUGAGAAUACAGAUCAUAAACAUGUUUCCUCAGACCAAGAUCAGAACUCAAUGCUCAAGGUGAUAUGCAACCAAAGAGACCGAUUUCGGGCACGCUUACGUGAGACUGAAGAGGAAAUUAGGCAGUUGAAGGAGAGGAUAGGGGUGCUGACAACUGAACUUGAGAAGACGAAAGCUGAUAAUGUCAAGCUUUAUGGAAAGAUCCGCUAUGUUCAGGACUAUAAUUUAGAGAAAGUAGUCUCUAGAGGAUCAAGAAAGCAAUCAGCUGAAGAUCUUGAAAGUGGCUUCAGCUCAGAUGUGGAAUCAAAGUAUAAGAAAAUAUACGAAGAUGAUAUAAAUCCUUUCGCAGCUUUUUCUAAGAAGGAAAAGGAUCUAAGAUACAAGGAACUUGGUUUACGGGACAAAAUCACUCUUACAAGUGGGCGUUUUCUGCUUGGCAACAAAUAUGCACGGACUUUUGCAUUUUUCUACACCAUUGGGUUGCAUAUUUUAGUAUUUAGCUGUCUCUACCGAAUGUCAGCAUUAAGUAACCUCAGCCAUGGACCUGAAGAAUUUGCUGGCAAUGAGAAAAUCGUAAAUCUUCCCCAUGCAAUGUAGUUCCACUCCCUGCUGAAUCAGAGACGCAAGAGGUUUUGAAAUUACUCACAUAAACCGUUACCAUGUACAUAGGCUAUACUACCUCCUUGCCAAUGUUGGUCUUACCAAUUGUGCUAAUAUCAGAAUGUAUACUUUGUUUGGUUUAUAUGGAAGUCUUACCAAAAUUGAUAUACAGUUGCAUGAUAUUUGAAUAUUAUGCUACCGUUCUUUAUAACUUUCUUAUAUACAUUUGAAAGACUAAAUUUAUAGCA